CUGAUGUGUGGGUCUCCUUAGCACAGCAACUGAACACAUCCUGGCUUGGUGUGCCCUUCCUGACUUGCCAACAUUGUUGCAAACAAGUGAAUGUAUGUGGGGAAUGAAGAAUCUUACUGAAAGCCUUGAUAUCGGGGAUAAGGGAUUACCUCUGUACAAUGUUAACCCAAAAGAAGCUGAUUUUGUUUGCACUUUGAGUGUCGAUAGUUGUCUUUAUGUAGAUGCUAGUGUAGUAGGAGGCCACGAUGGGACCAUGACACCCACAUAAAUCAACACGUGAACAUGUUGAUAAGCAUCGUGCGCUUAAACGCAAUAUAGCUUUGGAUGAAGCAGGUAAUGAUGUAGUUGAUUUAUGGAACUGGCGGGAACGUAUUGCAGCGGUUCUUCUCUUCUCCGGAGCAACAGCAGGGAAAGCAUUCAAGAGUUAAAUCUCCCUGUUAGGCAGUUAAGAGCGUGAGUCGAAAUUUGCCGCUGCUUUUUGUUGUUGCUUCAAGGACAUGGCUGUGAGGGUUUUGAUGGUAUGUGCUGCGUGGAUUUUAGGCGCCCCAUUGCAGCAACAUGUUAUCAAAAUCUGAGGAAAUGUCAGCCUUUUUGGCAUCCAUUCACUCAAUUGGCAGUAUUGUUUGUUUGCUAUUGCCUUGGUUGCUGUCAUGUUUGCAAGGGCCCCGCAGAGCAUGGCAAACCUGGUACUAGCUGUUCAAAAACAAAAAGGGGGAAUUGUUGGGGUCUGCAGCGGGUCUGCAGACAAGUUAGUUGACUUCAAAGACUUAGCCCUGUACCUUUAAGACGGCCACAAAUUGUCAGGUAUGUAACCGGGGUGUGAAGAAUCGGAACUUAGAACCGCAGCAUACGGGCACCUACAGCAACAGCAAAGAGCAGGCAAGAAGAAGGACGCAAAAACCUGUCAGGGUCUGACACCUGCACUGUCUGAGAUACAUAAAUAGUUUGUAUAAACAAUAAAGGCCAUUUUGUCUGAACCCAGCCACGCAGACGUGGUGUUUUUUCAGUCCGCCUCGACUUGCGUCACCGCAGACCUCAUCAACUCUGGGGACAUUUUGUGGACGUUUGAUGGAUGUUUUACAGGGGCGGUCCACAGGCUAAGGGAAGAAAAGGAACCGAGGAGGAGGAGGAGGAAAAUGAGAAACAAGAUGAAGAGGAGGAGGAAGAAUAAGGAGAAAUUGGAAUAGGAGGAGGGGGAGGAAUGGCAUGAGGAGGAGGAAAGAGGAGCAGAAGGAAAAGAGAGUGGGAAGAUCAAAAUAGGGCAAGUAGGAAGCAGAGGAGGAGGAAGAGAAGGGGACAAAACUUCCAGGAAUAACAGGAAGAAAAGGGCAGCUAGCAGGAAAAGGAGGAGGUGAAGGAGCAGGAGGAAAAGGAGGAGGAGGAGGAGGAGGAAAAUACCCCCAAACUCUCCAUUGUCAGCCCAUCAAAGGUCGAAGAUGGAGCACCUGCUACAUCUGCCGCCUGAUCAACGGUCCCACGUCCCUGCCAGAGCCUGAACGCAAGGAGGGGAGCUCAGCCUCCACGGAGGUCACUUAAUCCUCCCUUCGCCCCUUUCCUCUGCGCCUAGGAGGUUUCACUGCCAGUGUUUGGCCCACCUCUGGUGCUUGGCCCAGCUCUGUGCUUGGACUUUUGCCCUGGGCUGGCUGCUCACAGGUGGUUAAAAUGGUUUCUGCAGCAAAAACAUCGCGGGAGGCAGAAGGUUUGUGUCAGACUGGGCAGCAGGUGACUGGUGACUGUCACAGUGGGUGGUGGGGUCAGCAGUGGCCGCAUCUUUGUGAUGUCACACUAGGUCUGUGACACAGGCCACGCCGGGGUACAAAAGGGGGUGUGGGGUGGUGGAUCACACACUCUGGAGGAGCAUCUCUGGGGUGAACACACGGAAGAGCUUCCCACACAGCUGUUGCCAUGAAGGGGCGACCCACUACUAUAAGGCAAACCAAGAUGGACUUCUGGGAUGGGAUGAAGCCCAUCUUCAUGAUGCCCAGCAUCACCCACAGAGGUACAAGCACCCCAGCCAGCGCAGGAGCCUUGUCAGGACUGAGCGCUGUGGCGCUGUGGGGGUGGGACACAGGUAGAGCCAGGGGACACGGAGCGUGACCUGGUUUUCCUUUGCUUUCCAGAGCAAAUAAUCAUCUGGGACGCGGUGGCCAGCUACGUCCGACAACAGCUCUUGCUACGCAAGGGGGUCCGAAUUCCCACCCUCGGCUACUUUGACAUGGUCCCCACACGGCUGCUUGGGACGAAGACUGUCACUCUCCACAAGCCCGUCUUUUGCCUGUCCAGGGUCCUCAGGGACAUCCACAACCUGAUGGACAACAGGGAUGACCUGUCUGACAAUAAGGUGUUGGAGCCUGUGAAAUACAUCAAGGUGGCCACGGAUGCCAACGUGUCCCGGCGCAAAGUGGAGAUCUGCAUCCUCGGCACCACGUCCCUCCUGUCCCAAUGCCUGGGGAAGGGGAAGAACGUCGCGCUGGUCCUGCGGGACAUUGGGCUGCUCCUCAUUGAGGACAGGAAGGUGGAAAUGAGGUUCUACUACGAUUUCCUGGAAGGGAUAUAUGGGAAGAGAAACCUCAGGAUGGCUGCAUUGUCGGCUCCCUGGCUGCUGGACACGGUGGUGUCCCCGAUGGUACCUGCUGCUUCCUUGACUCGCAGCGGAUGUGUCAUCAUCUUUCCCGAGUUUGAACUGCAGCUGGCGCUCAAAUCGCAGUCCAAGCAGCCUCUCAAGGUCAUGAGGCAUGCCCUUGGUGAGGGCAUGUGGAAGAAAGAAGAGGACCUGCCGCCCGCGGGGCAGGCCGCAAAAGCGGGACCUCCUGGUUCCAGCUCGGUUGCUGACCGACCGGAGGAACCCGGCGGCAGGGCGUGGGCGAAGAUGGGGACAAAGCACCGUGUGGGGCAGCUGCUGGAGAUCCGGGGGGCCAGGUCGCAAAAAACGACGAUGAGGAGCCAACCCGAGAGCAAACUCGCGGGCAAGGGCCAAGCACAGGCGGCAAAACGGCAGCGGCGCAAGAGGAAAGGAGGAGAAACAACAUCCUCCAUCGGAAGCAAAUCCAACGCUAAAACAAGCACAUCGGUGAAGCCGGAAGUCUGGGUGCCCGAGGAGCUCGUCUGCAGCGCCCCAGCUCCGCCGCCCGCAGAGCCAAGCCGGCACAACUACAGCAAUCCAGACCUGGAAGGUUCUGGAUGGAGCAGAGAGACGCGCGGAGAGGGGCGGCAGCAGGGUAUGGCCUCACGACCCCCUAUGUGAUGAUCUUGACCUCCAGCGAUCCCAGCUGACCCAGCACUGCGCCCCGAGGACCAAGCCGGUGGUCUCCAGGAUGGAGCGAUGGGGGCGAAGAGCUCACGGAGCCUCACGGUGCCACUCAGGGGGCGCCUCGCUCUGCUGGCGGGACCCCUCCGGCCCCCGGGCGUGGGGGAUGGGGGCAAGAGACCAAUCAACCCUCAGAGCUGCGGAACGGCGUGGGGGGCUUCAUCGUCUGCAGCGACGCCUCGCCCAUGUGACAGGAUGCGCUUGACCCCCAGCUCCUCCCUCGACGUCCUUGGCGUGACCUUCCCAGCCCCCGGCUCGCGGCCCAGGGGGCGACGCUGCCCUGAAAAGCGCUGAGGGAGAGGGUCGCCGGUUGCUGGUUGCUUUUUUUUUCUGUCGCAUGGUCCCAGCCGCUUCCGAGCCCUUUGCGCCCCCCGUGAGCCCCCCGCUUCCCUGCCCCCACCCCGGGGUCGCUCGCCCCCCGGACCGGCAAGGCAUGAGCAGCAGCAUCCAGACAGUACAGGGUGCAGCUGCGUCGUGGCGGUAACUCCACUGUGCGCGGGCGCCCGGCCACUGUCCCGGCACGUGUGAACUUGGCGGGUGGCGCCCUGCGCUCGGCGUAAAAUAAAAGGUUGACACGCAGCAGGCGCGUGAGCUGAUUGGACGCUUCGCCGCUCCAGCUCUCGGGCCACCUGGGCGUGGCAGAACGGCCGCCCUCCACCGCGUCCCCCUGUUUAUAUUGCAGCGUAACAGGAAGAUCGUAAAAUAACGGCGUUACGUGACCACGGCCGGUGCCGAGGGCUGCGCCUCAUCGCCCUGUAGUUACAAAUCUAAAGUGCAGGAAUGUAAAUAUCUACAAAGUAAAAAAUCUAAAAAUCUACAAAGGAAAAAAAAUCUAAAAAUCUAAUAAAAAAUAAAAAUCUAAAACUUCAAAAAACUAAAAAUCUAAAAAUUCUACAAUCUAAAAAAUUAAAAUUUUAAAAUUAAAAUCUAAAAACCUAAAAAGUAUAAAAUUAUUUUUUUAAAUUAAACAUUUUACAAUCUAAAAAAUAAAAUCAAAGAAAUAAAAUUAAAAAUCU
This is a messenger RNA of Falco peregrinus (peregrine falcon), 4323 nucleotides long. Its product is annotated as coiled-coil domain-containing protein 81-like. The coding region runs from base 2216 to 3244 and encodes 342 amino acids. The record is from RefSeq and is a predicted model, not a curated record. The transcript has 7 exons. NCBI's taxonomy places the organism in Eukaryota, Metazoa, Chordata, Aves, Falconiformes, Falconidae. Gene Ontology annotation, cellular component: centrosome.